GUUGGGUGCAUCUUGCGGGCGUGAGGCCACGACUGUGUUUCGGCAUGAAUUAAGAAGCUUGAAAGAUGGAGCGCGGCACAGUCCUCAUCCAACCCGGGCUCUGGACCAGGGAACCAGGCUGGACACUCCUCUAUUUCCUGUGCUACAUCCUCCCUCAGACCUCCCCUCAAGUGCUCAGGAUCGGAGGGAUUUUUGAAACUGUGGAAAACGAACCUGUUAAUGUUGAAGAAUUAGCUUUCAAGUUUGCAGUCACCAGUAUUAACCGAAACCGAACCUUGAUGCCCAAUACCACAUUAACCUAUGACAUCCAGAGAAUUAAUCUUUUUGAUAGUUUUGAAGCCUCCCGAAGAGCAUGCGACCAGCUGGCUCUCGGAGUGGCCGCCCUCUUCGGCCCCUCCCACAGCUCCUCCGUCAGUGCUGUACAGUCUAUAUGCAAUGCUCUAGAAGUUCCACACAUUCAGACUCGUUGGAAACACCCUUCUGUGGACAACAGAGACUUAUUUUACAUCAACCUCUACCCGGAUUAUGCGGCUAUCAGCAGGGCAGUCCUGGAUCUGGUCCUCUAUUACAACUGGAAGACAGUGACAGUGGUGUAUGAAGACAGCACAGGUCUAAUUCGUCUGCAAGAGCUCAUCAAAGCUCCCUCCAGAUACAACAUUAAAAUCAAAAUUCGCCAGCUUCCCUCUGGGAAUAAAGAUGCCAAACCUCUGCUCAAGGAGAUGAAGAAAGGCAAAGAGUUCUACGUGAUAUUUGAUUGUUCGCAUGAAACAGCUGCGGAAAUUCUUAAGCAGAUUUUGUUCAUGGGCAUGAUGACUGAAUACUAUCAUUAUUUCUUCACAACCCUGGACUUGUUUGCUUUAGAUCUGGAACUCUAUAGGUACAGUGGUGUAAAUAUGACUGGAUUUCGGUUGCUGAAUAUUGACAACCCUCACGUGUCAUCCAUCAUUGAGAAGUGGUCCAUGGAGAGGUUGCAGGCCCCACCCAGACCUGAGACUGGUCUUCUGGAUGGCAUGAUGACAACUGAAGCAGCUCUGAUGUAUGAUGCUGUGUACAUGGUGGCCAUUGCCUCCCACCGUGCCUCUCAGCUGACUGUCAGCUCCCUACAGUGUCAUCGACAUAAGCCAUGGCGCCUUGGACCCAGAUUUAUGAACCUCAUCAAAGAGGCACGGUGGGAUGGCUUGACUGGGCGGAUCACCUUCAAUAAGACGGAUGGCUUGAGAAAGGAUUUUGACCUGGACAUUAUCAGUCUCAAAGAGGAAGGAACUGAAAAGGCCUCUGGUGAAGUGUCUAAGCACUUGUAUAAAGUGUGGAAGAAGAUUGGGAUUUGGAACUCCAACAGUGGGCUGAACAUGACGGAUGGCAAUAGAGACAGGUCCAACAAUAUCACGGAUUCGCUGGCUAACCGAACGCUCAUUGUCACCACUAUUCUGGAAGAGCCCUACGUGAUGUACAGGAAAUCCGAUAAGCCCCUCUACGGAAAUGACAGAUUUGAGGGAUACUGCCUGGAUCUGCUGAAAGAACUGUCAAGUAUCCUGGGUUUCCUUUAUGAUGUUAAACUGGUUCCUGACGGCAAAUAUGGAGCCCAGAAUGACAAGGGGGAAUGGAAUGGAAUGGUUAAAGAGCUCAUAGACCACAGAGCUGACCUGGCAGUGGCCCCUCUCACCAUCACGUAUGUACGGGAGAAAGUCAUUGACUUCUCCAAGCCCUUCAUGACCCUGGGCAUUAGCAUCCUUUACCGGAAGCCCAAUGGAACCAACCCGGGCGUCUUCUCCUUCCUCAACCCUCUAUCUCCAGACAUUUGGAUGUACGUGCUGCUCGCCUGCCUAGGGGUCAGUUGUGUGCUCUUUGUGAUUGCAAGGUUCACACCCUACGAGUGGUAUAACCCCCACCCGUGCAACCCUGACUCAGACGUGGUGGAAAACAAUUUCACUUUGCUAAAUAGUUUCUGGUUUGGAGUUGGAGCUCUCAUGCAGCAAGGAUCAGAGCUGAUGCCCAAGGCUCUAUCGACCAGAAUAGUUGGAGGAAUAUGGUGGUUUUUCACCCUGAUCAUCAUUUCAUCCUACACUGCCAACCUGGCUGCCUUCUUGACAGUAGAGAGGAUGGAAUCCCCCAUCGAUUCUGCAGACGAUCUGGCUAAACAAACCAAGAUAGAGUAUGGGGCAGUCAGAGAUGGCUCAACAAUGACCUUCUUCAAGAAAUCAAAGAUCUCCACCUAUGAGAAAAUGUGGGCCUUCAUGAGUAGCAGACAGCAGAGCGCACUGGUUAAAAACAGCGACGAGGGCAUCCAAAGGGUGCUCACUACCGACUACGCCCUGCUGAUGGAGUCCACCAGCAUCGAGUAUGUGACACAGAGGAACUGCAACCUCACUCAGAUCGGGGGCCUCAUAGACUCCAAAGGCUAUGGAGUGGGGACACCAAUCGGCUCCCCUUACCGGGAUAAAAUUACAAUUGCCAUUCUUCAACUACAAGAAGAAGGAAAGCUUCAUAUGAUGAAAGAGAAAUGGUGGAGGGGAAAUGGCUGCCCUGAAGAAGACAAUAAAGAAGCCAGUGCUCUGGGUGUGGAAAAUAUUGGGGGCAUCUUCAUUGUUCUGGCUGCGGGACUUGUCCUUUCUGUGUUUGUAGCCAUUGGAGAAUUUUUAUACAAAUCACGGAAGAACAAUGACGUUGAGCAGUGUCUCUCUUUCAAUGCCAUCAUGGAAGAGCUGGGAAUCUCACUCAAGAAUCAGAAAAAAUUAAAGAAAAAGUCAAGAACUAAGGGCAAAUCUUCUUUCACAAGUAUCCUUACUUGUCAUCAGAGACGGACUCAGAGAAAAGAGACUGUGGCCUGAUCCAAGAACACACAACUGGAAGAAGAAAAGGCCACGCCCACUGCACAUAUUUGGAGGACAGAUUUCUGAGGAACUUGAGACGUGUUUCCACGUAUCUUUAUCCAUAGCUCCAAUCACGGACAGAGAAGAAAUGCACAAUUUUUAAAGCUCACAUAGACAUUACUUGAGAAGUGAAACUGAUUCUUUUCAGAUGAAUUUGUAUGCACACUUAUUUUGAAUUUUUUCUUUUCCUCCAAUAAAUUGCUAUGUGUGCUUUCUGAAAUAAUAAUAAACAAGCAGAUUUUGUUUUUCA
Molecule: messenger RNA, 3120 nt
Organism: Arvicanthis niloticus (Nile rat)
Lineage: Eukaryota; Metazoa; Chordata; Mammalia; Rodentia; Muridae
Source: RefSeq, a predicted model, not a curated record